Molecule: messenger RNA, 933 nt
Organism: Saccharomycopsis crataegensis
Lineage: Eukaryota; Fungi; Ascomycota; Saccharomycetes; Ascoideales; Saccharomycopsidaceae
Gene: YIP1
Product: transporter YIP1
Exons: 1
Coding region: 1-933 (310 amino acids)
Biological process (GO): vesicle fusion with Golgi apparatus; endoplasmic reticulum to Golgi vesicle-mediated transport
Cellular component (GO): trans-Golgi network
Source: RefSeq, a predicted model, not a curated record
AUGUACAAUCCCAAUAAUUACAAUUCUUACGGCAAUCCAAAUGCGUCAAAUCUCCAGCAACCCAAUGCUGGUGGCGACAUCAACUUCUAUCAAUCACAAUAUCCAACAUCCGCGGCCGCCCCUGCUAACAUCAGUGGAGGCCCACCAUUCUUCGAGAAUCUCUCGGGCAAUAUGGACAAUCAAUAUCUUAGUAACCCAUCGUUCACUGCUGGUGGUGAUGGUUCGGACUCACAGCUACCUAGAGGUAUUUUGGCGGCAUUCAGCACCAGUGGGUAUCCUGGGGAGCCAUCACUUUUAGAAGAGCUUGAUAUCAACUUCGAUCACAUUAAAGUCAAAACACUAGCAGUAUUGAAUCCCUUUGGAUCCAAAAUCUCAAACUACAAUAAUGGUCUCCCAGGUCAAUCGGCAAAUAUCUUGAAUGAUGCUGACUUGGCAGGCCCAAUCUUUUUUGCCCUUUUGUACGGGGUGAGUUUGCUCUUGGCUGGUAAAGUCCAUUUCGGUUACAUUUACGGUUGUGGAUUAUUUGGCACUUUGUCAUUAUUUGCAUUAUUCAAGCUCAUGUCCAACAAUGAUGUGCCAACCUUAAAUGCCAACCAACCAAAUGUUGCUUCAACAGGUUCUAUGCAAGGUGUAGAUAGCGGUGCCCCAGAUACUAGUAAAACCCAAGACCUAAAUUAUAGUCGAACAACAUCGGUUCUCGGUUACUGUUUGCUACCACUAGUGUUGCUAAGUUUUCUUGGGAUAGUCUUCACAUUGGAUAACUUCUGGGGUUACUUGUUGAGUUUGAUUUGUGCGUUAUGGUCAACCUACUCUGCCAGUGGAUUUUUCGUUCUAGUUUUGAAAUUGCAAAAUAGCAGAUUCUUGGUUGCUUAUCCUUUGUUACUUUUCUACAGCAUAUUUGCAUUAAUGGCCAUCUUUGUUGAGAAGGCUUAA